Molecule: messenger RNA, 501 nt
Organism: Trypanosoma conorhini
Lineage: Eukaryota; Euglenozoa; Kinetoplastea; Trypanosomatida; Trypanosomatidae
Exons: 1
Coding region: 1-501 (166 amino acids)
Source: RefSeq, a predicted model, not a curated record
AUGACGGCGGCGGGCCAGAAAGAACAGACAAAUUGUUUUGUGGGGGCCCUUUGGUGUGGUAGCGACUAUCGGCGGCACCUUCGUGAUUUCUGCAGCAUAUUUGUCGUUGUGGUUGUUGUUAUUAUUGUUUACUCCCAACGAGGUCUUUCAUUGCAACUGCGACUCACCUGCCUGACUUGCCGUUUCUCGUGCCUCUCUCUCUCUCUCUGUGUCUGUGUGUGUGUGUUCACUUCUCGCUCUCUUUCUUUCUGUGCGUGGCCGCAGUUGAGAGGGGCCUGUCUUGAGCGGCGCUCACGGCGAUGGACUUUGGCAACCCCUUCGCGACGUUUUUGGGCAAGCGGGGGGCGGGGCCCGGCACGAGCCUCAAGCGACCGCGCCCCGACGAAGACACCUCGCCGGGAAGCGUGGCGGAAGCAAAGGCGUCCGCCGCGACGGUUGUGGCCGACGCCGCCUCCGCCACCGCCUCUCCAAAUGCGGCCGAGUUCAGUCACGCGGAGGUAA